Apis laboriosa (Himalayan honeybee) is the source of this 4782-nucleotide messenger RNA. RefSeq lists its product as uncharacterized. The record is from RefSeq and is a predicted model, not a curated record. The transcript has 2 exons. NCBI's taxonomy places the organism in Eukaryota, Metazoa, Arthropoda, Insecta, Hymenoptera, Apidae. Bases 485 to 4681 code for a protein of 1398 amino acids.
GGCAUUUUGAAAUUGAUAUAUGUAAUAAAAUACGUGAUUGACAUAUAUCGAAUAAAAAUAAAAUAAAGAAACUUAUAGUUUCUAUACCCUAUCGAUCGAUUCCGUGCAUGCGUAAUAAACAAGUAUAUGUGCUAUAUAUAUAAGGUAUAUUUAUGUAUAUAUAUGUACGUAAUCCCUGGUUUACAAUAUGCAACUUGUGCCUAUUCACUUUCGGUAAGUGGAAUCGUGAUACUUUUGGUGCGGUGCUUUCGUUUCUUUUGCUUUUUUUUCCCUUUUAGUAGUGAUAAAUUUGUUGUAUUUCGUCAAUUGUAUCGUAUCGUAUCGUAUCGUAAUCAUUAGCGCGUUAUCAUUACAUCGCUAUAAUUCUAAAGAAGGAAGAAAAAUAGAAAAGAGGAAAAUGCGAAUGAAAAAUUGAAUUUGUUUCCGUUCAAUUUUAUAUGUAAAUUUUAUAAAUAAAAAAAACGCGAAGAAAUCACAUGCUACAAUGUCAAGAAUGGAUUGUAUAAUCGCACCUCGAGUACCUCGAGGCUUGGCUCACGCGGUUGAAGGACUUUCAAGAGAAAUUUUACGACAAAAACCUCGAAAUAUUUACGCAUUUGCGGCUCAACAUUUUGCAAAAUUGGUCGAAUUGAGAGAUAAAGAACAUUGUCGUACCGAUGAAAUCGUUUCGAAGAUUUUGGAUUACAAAUCGGUGAAUCGUGAAUACGAUAAUAUUCUCGAUUGGGCUGGAUUUAAUAAGAACGUAGUAGAUGGUAAUAACGAUAUCGGUGACGUUAAAAAUUGGAACGAUCUUUUUUUUGUUUGUAAAUACGACAACUGGAUGGAAAAAGAAAUGACAUCUACGAUAAAAGAGAGGAGAGAAACGAAUGUGAUACCGAAGAAAAAAAAAAGAGAAAUGGAAACUGGAAUCGGUUGGUCCAUAAAUCAAACUGUCAAAGUAUUGAAAAAGCACGAAUAUGCGACGUGUCAUAUUGAAGAAAGUGAAAAUUUGUGCGAUGUACGAUCAAAGAGAAAAGAGAUCGAGAAAAUAAGUCCCGAUCACAUUGAUCAUGGUUCGCACCAAUUUUCGAGAAAAAUUAUUUGCGGACAAUGUUUUCGAUCUGUGUCAGCUGAUAAUAUAUCAUUAAGGAGAAAUAUCAAAGAUGAGGAAGUGAAAGAAAAACGGAAAAAAUUGCGUAAGCUUGCUUUGGAUAAGUAUGGAAUAAGUAAGAUAGAAAAAAAAUGUGAAAAAUGCGAAAGAAACGCGUGCAAUUUGAUACGGCAAAAAAGUGCCGACCAGAUCGAAAGAACAUGUAUACAUUUUAAAUGUGGGAAUGGAGAUGGAAAUAUCGUUGGUCGAAGAAGAAGUCGAUCACUCGUAAACAACGAAGAUGGGAAAGAAUCGAACGGGAGCGUGGAGGAGUAUCGAAGAACGCAGCGAUGGCAAUAUGGGAUAGAGGGUGGAAUGUUUCGAAAUUUAAAAGAACAAUGGAGGAGGAUAAUGAUCGAAGAUGAGGAGACGGAGAUGCGCAAAUUGGAAGAAAAAUUGAGCGAUAUUGAAAAAGAAGGUGUCGCGAAAUUGAAUUUGCGAUUAGGAAAAAAGUAUGAGAAAGAAGAAUUGAAAAAUAACGAAAUGGAAGAGGGUACGUUUAACGAUAAGUCACGGAAUAAUGAAGUUUCUAACGAUGUGACGAAUAAAAUGAUGACGAGUAUCGAUCGAAUUGACAUUUCAGUGACGCUUCCGUCUGUAAUUACGCGACCACCAUCUUCUGGAAAAUCUUCUACGGGAAGGAAUAUCGCGAAUCACGAAUUCGACGAACGGAAUAACACGAACAAUUUCACUUUACCACCGAUUUCGAGCGAUGGAUCGAAGCCGAUGAAGAAAGAGAACGAUUUAACGUUACCAUUUUUAUCGAACGAAACUGAUAUCCGACUGAACGAAGAAACGAUGCGAUGUCGUGGACGCGAAGAAUCAAAUUCGAAUCGAAAUCGCAAAGAUAUCGAAAUUAUUGCAAAUACCGAUUACGAUUCGAAAGCGAUUGAGAAAGAACACGAAAGCGAGAAUUCGAAGAGCGAUGCGAACGAUGAUAACGACUCGUGGAAAUAUGAUUGGCACAAGUGUGAAGAGAAUGGAGUUGUUACGCGGGAAAAGAUGGAGCAAAAUACCGAUGAAAUACAUGUCCUGGGAGAAUUAGAAAUUCUGGAAAGUUCAAAUUUGGAACAAAUGGAGAUCGAGGAAACUUUUAAAGAUAGUUUGAACGUUACACCAGAUUCGUUGGAGUAUUCGAAGAAAGAGGAGAAGGAGAUGAAAGAGGAGGAGGAGGAAGAGAAAGAACAAUAUCGAUCGAAUGAACUCGAAAGGAAAUUAAUGGAAAUAGAAACGGUGGAGAAAAGUAUCGAAAAUACGCUAGCCUCGUCUCGAACGAUUUCAACUUUUAAUAAGGAAUUGGAAGAAUCGCGUUUAAUUAAAUAUAAUAUCGAGAGAAAUUUGGCAUCGCAAGUAUUGGAAAGCGUGUGCAAAACCGAUAACGAAAACGAUACGAUAAUUAUCGAGAAUGAAACGAGAAGACAAGAGAUAUGCGAAGGGGAUGAAUGGACAAGGAAAAAUUUGGAUAAAAGCGAGAGAGUGGGCGGAGAAAGCGAAGAAUAUAAUAUCGAAAUCGAAUCGAUGGAAAAAUCUGAAAAAAAUUGUUCCGACGAUGUGGAAAUUUUCAUUAAAGGUGAUAAUAAUAACGAGAUCGUUUCGAACGUUCGAGGAACUUGUGAUUAUUCCUCGAAAAGAGAAAUUGAUCUUUCUUGCUAUGUCCUUACCGAAGGAUCCCCUUGUGAAAUACCGGAAAUUGUAACCACCGUUAUUAUACCGGAUAAAAUUGAAUUUGAGAUGGACGAAACGAACGACGAAAAUAUUACGAACGAUAUCGUUGGUGAUGACGUUCCAUGUUGGAAUAAGCGCGAGAAAGAAUAUCGGGAUGAUCGUGCGGAUCCGUUUGGAGAAUAUGUGGAACGUUCGGAAACGAUUGACGACGAUCAUUCGUCCAGCGUUCAUGCUCAUUUUUUGCAGGAUAUAAAGAAUACGAUUUAUCGAACAUCGUCUCUUUAUCAAGAGGAUCUUCUUGGAAAUAUCAAAGAGGAAGAAGAAAAUGAAAGAGAGAAAUUUUGCAACGUUACGGAGCGUAGCGUUGAUUAUACGAGUGAUUCCUCGCAAACAAAGCCGUCAAAUUGCAACGACGAGGAAGAGUAUAAAGUUGAUACGACGAACGAUACGUUCCACGUUUUUACGAGUGAUGCGAGUCUAAGGGAAAGAGGAAAGAAAGAGGAAAGAGAAACAUGGAGAUCCGAUCGUUGGAUCGAUGAAUUUUCUCCGUCGUUCGAACAAACUGGACUAAAAUUACCCGAAUGCAGUUCGAAUUCGCGUGAUAUUGAAACAUCGACAUCGUCGAUCGAAGAAAACGACUCGAGAAAUUUUGAUGAUGAUGAUGAUCGAUCGAAAAAUGACGAUGUUCACGAAGAUGAAAGUACUUUCAUAGAUUGUAAAGAUAAACAGCCGAUCGAAGAAAUUUCUCUUGAGAAAAAUGAAUGUUUUCGAGAAGAAGUAUUUAUCGAACAACCGCCAAAAGAUGAAACGAUCGAGGAUGAGAGAAACAAAACUGAAACUUCAAAAUUUGAAGACGAUAAAUCUAUCGAUAUGCCUGUUGUUUGUGAUAAAUAUGGAAACGAUUCUCGUUUCGUGGAAGAGGAAAUUGCGAGAGAAUUGAUACAAAAUUUUAUUCUCGACGCGUCGAUAAUUUGGGAAAACGUUGAAUCGAGGGACGUGACUGUUUUCCCGCUUAAGGAUCCGAUAUCUUCCACUUGUAAAUCUGGAUUGAAUGAUUUUGCGAUUAAAUUUCAUCCAUCCGUGCAAGAAUCGACACUUGAAACGACGAUCGAUCAUCUUUCUUAUCGAGAAGAAAUCGAUGAUAUUCGAUCGUGUGACGAGCAAAUUAUAAAAGAAAAAAAGAAAAAUGAAGUAGAAGAAAGAGAAAACGAACAAGAAACGAGCGAAGAAAAAGAAGAAACAGAAAAAGCAAAAGAUGAAAUAAAAAUGACUUUUUCCGAAAAUCAACAAAAGAGAGACGAAAAAAUUGCCAAUUUUCGACACACUGGAGAAUUUCACGAUUCCUUGCCGUUACCUUUUGUCGAAAUUUCAAAAAAUAUUUUAUUCACCGAAAAUGUUUGUCCUUUAAAAUCUAUACAUCGAACGACGAAUGAUAUUAUCCUUACGCUUCCAAGUAACGAAAGAUAUGCAACAGUUUCUCCUGGCGUAACAUUAUUCGAUUCUUCUCGGAUAACUGUUCCUCGUGGCAUCGAUAUCUUGAAAAAUUUCACGUUAUUCGUAAACAAAUCGAAUUGGACCGAAUCACCUUCUCAAAACGCUUCGUCUCCUAUCCUUCGCAUUGAUCGUGCGUUCGAUCAAGCUUGUACAACGGAAAAAAUUCUCGUUCCACGUGUGGAAGAGACAAAUAUGGAUUUCAAUACUGAUGAUAUACGUGAGCCAUUAGCGAUCGAUGAUACACCAAGGCCUAUAAUUAUAGAAGAAAUUGAUAUUGCAAAUAUCGAUGAAGAAAAAGAAGAAAUUUUUUUCGAAGAACGAAUGUACGAUAGCGAAUGUAAGGAUAAUAUCGAGAAGGAAAAAGAAUUAUCGUCGAUCCAUGAAACAAAUUGAAUUGGACAAUAAUUUAUUUUAUAAGUGCAUUAUGCUUUAAAAUAUAUAUAUAUAUAUAUCAACUAUAUUAUAUGUUAUAUUAUACAUAUAUAUAGAAGAUA